Messenger RNA from Nelumbo nucifera (sacred lotus), 1999 nucleotides. RefSeq names its product inositol transporter 2 (gene INT2). The record is from RefSeq and is a predicted model, not a curated record. NCBI's taxonomy places the organism in Eukaryota, Viridiplantae, Streptophyta, Magnoliopsida, Proteales, Nelumbonaceae. Gene Ontology annotation, biological process: transmembrane transport; myo-inositol transport. Gene Ontology annotation, cellular component: membrane. Gene Ontology annotation, molecular function: myo-inositol:proton symporter activity.
CCCCCCCCGGCUCUCUCUCUCUCUCUCUCUACAUAGUUGGUUGAAGGCUUAAACUGUCUCUGCUUGAACAAGUUCAUUCCACUCUAUCAAGGAAGCAAUGGAAGGGGGAAUACAUCCAGGAACAGAUGCCUCGGCUUUCAGGGAUUGUAUCUCUCUGGCCUGGAGGAACCCAUAUGUACUCCGUCUCGCUUUCUCAGCCGGAAUCGGUGGUCUUCUCUUCGGCUAUGAUACUGGUGUGAUUUCAGGGGCACUUCUUUAUAUUAGAGAUGACUUUAAGUCUGUUGACAAGAAGACUGUUUUGCAGGAGAGCAUUGUUAGCAUGGCUGUUGCAGGAGCAAUCAUAGGCGCAGCCAUAGGCGGAUGGAUGAAUGACCGGUUUGGACGGAGAACGUCGAUUCUGGUGGCUGAUUUCCUAUUCUUCAUUGGGGCAGUAGUCAUGGCUUCUGCUCCCAACCCAGCUCUUCUCAUUGUUGGUCGGAUCUUUGUUGGUCUAGGGGUCGGAAUGGCAUCCAUGACAUCUCCACUUUACAUCUCAGAAGCGUCUCCAGCUAAGGUCCGAGGUGCACUAGUCAGUACUAAUGGCUUCCUUAUAACCGGAGGCCAAUUUCUGUCUUACCUUAUCAACUUAGCAUUUACCAAGGCACCUGGGACAUGGAGAUGGAUGCUUGGAGUUGCUGGAAUUCCAGCUCUGCUGCAGUUCGGAUUGAUGUUAGCUCUUCCAGAAUCACCACGUUGGUUAUAUAGAAAGGGAAGGGAAGAAGAAGCCAAGACCAUACUUAGAAAAAUAUAUCCAGCAGAGGAGGUUGAAACAGAGAUCCAAGAUCUUAAAGAAUCAGUAGAAUCAGAGAUAAAAGAAGAGGGAUCUGCUGAGAAGAUCAAUUUCAUCAAGCUGUGGAAAACCAAGACUGUGAGAAGAGGACUCCUUGCAGGUGUUGGGCUUCAGGUAUUCCAACAAUUUGUGGGCAUAAACACAGUUAUGUAUUACAGCCCAACCAUUGUUCAGUUGGCUGGUUUUGCAUCCAACCAAACAGCUCUCCUUCUCUCACUUGUUACAGCAGGUCUCAAUGCCUUUGGCUCCAUAGUGAGCAUUUACUUCAUAGACAGAACAGGAAGGAAAAAACUUCUGGUCAUCAGUUUGACUGGUGUCAUUGUAUCACUUGGAGUUCUAUCAGCUGUCUUCCAUGAAACAACAUCACAUUCACCACAAGUCAGCAGGCUGGAGACAGCCAAGUUCCCUGCCUAUACCUGCCCAGAUUACCAGGCAGCAGGAAAUGCUGCUUGGGAUUGUAUGAAGUGCUUAAAGGCUUCAUCUCCAGAUUGUGGGUUCUGUGCAUCUGCCACUGACAAGUUAUUUCCUGGUGCAUGCUUGAUCUCAAAUUCGACAGUCAAGGACAUCUGUCACGGAGAGCAUAGGCUGUGGUACACAAGGGGAUGCCCUAGCAGAUAUGGGUGGCUUGCUUUGAUUGGAUUGGCACUUUAUAUCAUAUUCUUCUCUCCUGGGAUGGGGACUGUUCCUUGGAUUGUCAACUCUGAGAUCUAUCCUCUGAGGUUCAGAGGGGUCUGUGGAGGAAUAGCUGCCACUGCAAACUGGGUAUCCAACCUGAUAGUUGCUCAGUCCUUCCUCUCAUUAACAGAGGCAAUUGGGACAUCCUGGACCUUUUUGAUAUUUGGGCUGGUCUCAGUUGUUGCUCUGUUCUUUGUUCUGGUUUGUGUGCCAGAGACUAAGGGGCUUCCAAUCGAGGAGGUGGAAAAAAUGCUGGAACAGAGAGCGCUGCAGGUCAGGUUUUGGAAGAAGGGCUCAGACCAUUUACAGAAGAAUUCACAAGUGUGAACAAAGAGGGUAGUGUAAUUAUUUACUAUUGGUUGUAUGGGAGAGCCCAUACCCUGAAAAUUAACAUUGGGGUCUCCAAGAUUAAUACUAAUUUAGAAUUGGAGAUCAGUAAUGUAAUACAUUAUGAGUGCUUUUUCUAUACCAAGAAACUCCAUUGACAUUCUUGUC